Calidris pugnax (ruff) is the source of this 4729-nucleotide messenger RNA. RefSeq names its product calpain 15 (gene CAPN15). The record is from RefSeq and is a predicted model, not a curated record. NCBI's taxonomy places the organism in Eukaryota, Metazoa, Chordata, Aves, Charadriiformes, Scolopacidae. Gene Ontology annotation, biological process: proteolysis. Gene Ontology annotation, molecular function: calcium-dependent cysteine-type endopeptidase activity. Gene Ontology annotation, cellular component: cytoplasm. The transcript has 15 exons. Bases 864 to 4343 code for a protein of 1159 amino acids.
GCGCUGUGCCCCUCCAGACAUCCCCGAGUUCACAUCCAGCCCCCUCGGGAGAUCCUGCCCGGUUGUUAAUUGUCACGAGCUGUCCAGAAUCCUUAUCGUUAAGAUCCUGCUGUGUUCCUGAGGUGUUGCGGUACCUGCUGCGACAACAGCGCUCGCCGGAAUGCUAAACAGCCUCUACCAGCAGAGAGAGUAAGGCCAAGUGGUGGGAACAGAACUAUAAAGUCACCGCCAAAGGUUCUGAAGCCACAAGUGAAGAAUUUGACCCAAAAGCAGAGCGACUCCUGUCUCCAGGCAGGACCGAGCUCCAGCUGAUGCUGAGGGAACCACAGAACCUUCCGAGAGCUCAAGUUCAAGUGGAUGCACAUUGAGUCACCUAAAAUCUUGGUGCAGCUCCUCCCCACAGGCUCGGUGUGCAGAGACCAUCUAGCAUGUUCCUCCAGCUGGGCCGUUCAGCCGGUGCCAACAGCAGCCGUUCCGUUCCAGGGACACCAGGGUGACCUCCCACCAGUUGGGCAUCGGACCUGCAGAGCAGAAGCCCUGUUGGGCUUUGGACGCCUCUUCCUCUGCCCGCAUACUUAUGAAGAGUCAGUGCUGGGCAUUAAAUGCAGCUCAGCCCAACUCGGCUGCUGUGUGUGAGUUUCUUCUGGGGUAAAGUUGGGCCAGAACCAGUUUCGAGGCAGCUGGAAGAAGAACCGACCUUCCUUUCUCCAGUGUGUUGGGAUCUUUACAGCAGCCCAUGCCGCGGCGCCUGGCCUCUUCCACCCGAACUGCCCCUGGCUUGGACCUAACCUAGGAAUAAAUCUCAGCGCGGCUCGGACCUAACCUAGGAUAAAUCUCAGCGCGGCCGGGGUAGGGGGGAAACCAUGGGGAGCUCUGCCUCGUCGCUGGCCGCAGAGACGGAGUCGGACCACGGCUUCAGUAGCGCGCCCUACCCGGGGCACCCAGCCGUGAGCUGGUAUAGGAGUAGUCACGGUGGCCCCGUUUGGGAAAGUGCCCUUAUAACGCGGCAGCACCAGCAUUUACACCACCGGGUGCGAAGCCACUCCCACUCUCCCGGCUCCAUGGCUGCCGUCCGCGAGUGGUCCUGCACCCGCUGCACCUUUCUGAACCCCGUGGGCCAGCGGCAGUGCUCCAUCUGCGAAGCCCCCCGCCAGAAGCCCGACCUCAACCACAUCCUGCGGCUCAGCGUGGAGGAACAGAAAUGGGCUUGUGCCCGCUGCACCUUCAGGAACUUUCUGGGCAAGGAGACCUGCGAGGUAUGUGGCUUCACCCCGGAGCCGGGGCCCAGCGGCUCCCCCUUGCCCGUCAUCAACGGCAUCUUGCCCAAGCCCACCGUGCUUGUGGAGCCCAAGGGCACCUCCAAGGAGGAGGCUGCCAAGGCAGAAAGCAGCAGCGAGGACUCGGAGGGGAAAAGCCCCGAGGAAGCGGAGCUGGAGAGUGGCUGGGCUUGCCAGCGCUGCACGCUGCACAACACGCCGGUGGCCAACUCCUGCUCUGCCUGCGGUGGCCCACGCAAGCUCUCCCUGCCCAAGAUCCCACCAGAGGCGCUGGUCGUCCCUGAAGUCAUCACCCCUGCCGGAUUUCACAUGGCCCCCUCCACCCCGCAGCCUUUAGUCUCUGCAGAGAUCUCUGACGGUGACGCCGUGGCCACCCAGGGCCCGGUGGCUAUGGAACAGGAGGCCCAGAAGAUACCAGCCUUCAGUCCCUUCUCCCCGGGGCUCCAGAACAACCCCGUGCCCCGGAGCCGGCGGGAGGUCCCCCCCCAGCUGCAGAUGCCGGGCCCCGAAGCCUCCCAGCCGGCGGCUCCGAGCCCCGGGGGGCAGAAGGGCUCUCCGCAGGGCCAGGCCAGGGCUGCCCCCGCUGCCCGCUUCCAGGAGCUUCUGUCCAACAAGCGGCUGAGCGUGCUGGAGGAGGAGAUGGAGGUCAGUCCGUCCCACUGGAAGUGCAGCUCCUGCUCCCUGCUGAACUCCGCCGGGGCCAGCAAAUGCGAGGCUUGCAGCGCCCAGAAAGGCAGCGACACCAUCAACCUGGUGGGGGACUCGGUGAGGUUCACCCCCUGCAGCCCCUCCAGCCCCGACUUCACCACCUGGUCCUGCUCCAAGUGCACCCUCAAGAACCCCACCCUGGCCCAGAAAUGCAAAGCCUGCGGCUCCUCCAAGCUGCACGGCUUCCAGGAGCACGGGACGCAGGGCGAGCCGUCCCCCCGCUGCCCCGACUGCGGGGCCUGCGACAAGGGCGGCUGCUCCUCCUGCUCCAGCAAGGCCCCCUCCGCCCGCAAGGUCGCCCGUCUCUUCCCCUCCCAGUUGCCCAGCGGCCAGGAGAGGCCGGGCCAGUGGGCUUGUCCCGCUUGCACCUUGCUCAACGAGGUGAAGGCCAAGCACUGCGUGGCCUGCCAUACCCCGCAGCAGUACGUGGCCCAGCGCAAGGGCCUCAAGCCCCUGAAGAGACGGGAGAGCAUGCACGUGGAGAAGCGGCGGCAGACGGACGAGGGAGAGGCCAAAGCCCUGUGGGAGAACAUCGUGACCUUCUGCCGGGAGAACAAAGUCAAUUUUGUAGAUGACAGUUUCCACCCUGGGCCCAAAUCCGUGGGAUUCCCGGAAGGCGACAACGUGCAGCAGAGGGUGAAACAGUGGCUGCGACCCCACGAAAUCAACUGUAGCAUCUUCAAGGACCGAUCAGUGAAGUGGUCCGUGUUUCGGACGCCCCGGCCCUCGGAUAUCCUGCAGGGACUGCUGGGGAACUGCUGGUUCCUGAGCGCCCUGGCCGUGCUGGCCGAGCGGCCGGAGCUGGUGGAGAGGGUGAUGAUCACCAGGACGCUGUGCCCCGAGGGUGCCUACCAGGUGCGGCUCUGCAAGGAUGGCACGUGGACCACGGUGCUGGUGGACGACAUGCUGCCCUGCGAUGAGUGCGGGUACCUCCUCUUCUCGCAGGCCCAGAGGAAGCAGUUGUGGGUCGCCCUCAUUGAGAAGGCUCUGGCCAAGCUCCAUGGUUCGUACUUUGCCCUCCAGGCGGGGCGUGCUAUUGAAGGCCUGGCUACACUAACGGGUGCCCCCUGCGAGAGCCUGAUGCUGCAGGUCAGCUCCACUAACCCUCGCGAGGAGCCCAUUGACACUGACCUCAUCUGGGCCAAAAUGCUGAGUUCUAAGGAGGCUGGGUUCCUCAUGGGCGCGUCCUGUGGCGGAGGCAACAUGAAGGUGGACGAUGUGGCCUACGAGAGCAUGGGCCUGCGCCCGCGGCAUGCCUACUCCAUCCUGGACGUGCGGGACGUCCAAGGCUUCAGGUUACUGCGGCUCCGAAACCCCUGGGGCCGCUUCUCCUGGAACGGCAGCUGGUCCGACGAGUGGCCGCACUGGCCAGCGCCCUUGCGACACGACCUGAUGCCCCACGGCAGCAGUGAGGGUGUCUUCUGGAUGGAGUACAGCGAUUUCAUUAAGUAUUUUGACUCCGUGGACAUCUGCAAGCUCCAUUCGGACUGGCACGAGGUGCGUGUGCAGGGCAUGUUCCCCAACAAGGCCAACGGGCCGGUGACGGUGACAUCGCUGACGGUGUUGGAGCGUGCUGCCCUGGAGUUUGCCCUCUUCCAGGAGGGCAGCAGGCGGUCGGACACGGUGGACAGCCACUUGCUGGAUCUGUGCAUCAUGGUUUUCCGGGCCACCUUCACCAGCGGGAACAAGCUGAGCCUGGGCCGGCUGAUGGCUCACAGCAAACGAGCCGUCAAGAAGUUCGUCAACUGCGACGUGAUGCUGGAGCCGGGGGAGUACGCCGUGGUGUGCUGUGCCUUCAACCACUGGAGUGCUGCCCUGGCAGGCCCCACCACCACCCAGGCAUCCAGUCCCACCAGCAGCCGACCGGCCACCGAUUACUCCAGCUAUAUCCUGGCCAUCUACAGCUCCCGUCUGGUGAUGGUGGAGCAGGUGGAGGCCCAGCCCACCACGUUGGCAGAUGCCAUCAUCCUGCUGACCGAGAACAAGGGCGAGCGCCACGAGGGCCGCGAGGGAAUGACCUGCUACUACUUGACGCAUGGCUGGGCAGGACUCAUUGUGGUGGUGGAGAACCGUCACCCCAAGUCCUACCUGCACGUCCAGUGUGACUGCACCGACAGCUUCAACGUCGUCUCCACGCGUGGCAGCCUCAAAACACAGGACAGCGUUCCCCCCCUGCACAGGCAGGUGCUGGUGAUCCUCUCCCAGCUGGAGGGUAACGCCGGCUUCUCCAUCACCCACCGCCUGGCCCACCGCAAAGCCACCCAGGCCUUCCUCAACGACUGGAUGGCCACCAAGGGCACCCACAACCCGCUGCUCACCCCCGAGGUCGCCGGCCUCCACGGCCCCCGGCCCCUAUGACGAAGCGCCUCCCCCCUCCCCGCUCCGCUCCCCCCUUAUUUUCUCCCGGGGCCGCCCCCCCAAGCUGUCAGCGCCGAGCCGUGGGGCAGAGCCGUGGGGCAGAGCCGUGGGGCAGAGCGGGAGCGUCACACCCAGCACUUUGCCCUGCGCCGUGGGGCCGGGGCGAGCUCUCAGGGCUAGGACCAGCUCUUGCCCGCCGCCCCGGCCCCCCCAAACCCCCCCACGCACUUUAUGAGGAGCGGCUGGGGGGGGCACGGGGCCAUCUCAGGAUCCCACCUGCCCCAAUCCCGCCCUGGGACCCCCCGGGGGGGCUGCGGGAGAAGAUGGGGGGGCUGCAGUUUGCUGUCAAGGCCCUUCCCAGGCACCACGCUCAGGACUCUCCCCCC